This is a messenger RNA of Ectocarpus sp. CCAP 1310/34, 3183 nucleotides long. The record is from the annotation of a GenBank genome assembly. Lineage: Eukaryota; Phaeophyceae; Ectocarpales; Ectocarpaceae.
AUGCAACGUUCGCUGCACCCUGCUCGUGCCAGGGUGUCGAUCAAGCUCACCUCGGCAGCCCGCAGAAACGCGAGGACGCCAGCUGAAGUUGCCAAGGCUUCGGCCGCGCCCGUACCGGCGUCGACGAUUCUGCGGGGCCCCUUGGUCGCGCACCGGGAGAGCGGUAUGCGCAACGUCAACAGCGACCACGGGAGCGACAAAGACGACUACAGCUCCCUUGAGGACGACUUCACCUUUGAUGGCGACGAUUUCGAGGGCUCAUCGAGCUCACCCACGGCGUGCCCGUUGAAGGCUGCAGUAGAAGCAACAGAGCUUGCUCAGAACGCCAGGGAUGAGCUUUGCCUAGCGGAACUCGUAACGGAGAAGAGGAAAGAUAUGGUUGAUGAGAAAAUGCGGGAUACCGAUGUGGCGUGGGUGCAACAGCUUUCCGUCAAAGCCAUGAACGCAGUCACUGCGGCAUCGAACAUGACUUCCGGCGCUGCUGCUGUCAUGUAUACAGCGAAUAACGGGGACCCCAGAAGUCAGGCGAUGGGUUCAACGGCGGCGGUGACGGCGGCGGGAACGUGCUCGACGUCGGCCCCUUCCAGUACGCCUCAACGGCAGAGAUGGGAGCGUAUCAACCGGAACGCCAACGCAUCUGCCGCAACCCCCCCCGCGGGAACUUCUCAGCCAGGAGAACGGGGGACCACCACCACAGCAGCAAUGGCGAUGGCGGCUUUGGCACAACAGCCAGCGCUGCCUCCCAGAGAAACGGAGGCCAUGAGGCCGAUUGUUGGUUCAGUGGAAACUAAGACCGUUAAAGCUGGCUUCUCGCACCGCAAGGAAGACGGUUCAGCAGGCUCCCCAACCGAGGCGGAAGCGUCGGCCGUUGGGGUUGCAGCCAUCGGCUCAGCUCCCUGGGGUGUGCCCCCCGCACCGGCUGCUCUGCCUGUGACGGCAUCUGCGCCUGCAGCCGGCACGGGGAUGGCGAUGGAAGUGGAGGAGCCACAUUCGACGGAGUCAGCGGUGGCAUGUAUCGGAGCAACUCCCUGGGUCAUGCCCCCCGCACCGGCUGGUCUGCCCGUACCAGCAUCUGCGCCUGCGGGUGACCCGGAGACAGCGAUAGUCGAGGAUCAGGCUUGCCAGAUGACGGCGGCGGCAGCCCCAAUAGCCAACACCGCAACUCCAUGGGUUAUGCCCCCCGCGCCGGCUGCUCUGGCUGUGCCGGUCGCUGUGCCUGCCGUCGGUGAAAUAUCGGCUAUGGAUCAAGAGCAGGCUGGCAAGUCGACGGCGGCGGCAGCCUUAUUCGCCAUGCCCACGACUCCCUGGGCCAUGCCCCCAGCCCCGGCUGCUCUGGCUGUGCCGGCCGCUCUACCUGCCGUCGGUGGAAUAUCGGCUAUGGAUCAAGAGCAGGCUAGCAAGUCGAUUGCGGCGGCAGAUGUACAGGCCAUGCCCGCAACUCCCUCGACUAUGUCCCCAGCCCCGGCUGCUCUGCCUGCGCCAGCCGCUGUACCUGCCGUCAGCGUGGGCUCGGCGAUGGAGGAGAACCAGGCCCGUUCCACGGAAUCAGCGGCACUAAAGACGGCGGCCGCGUCGGCGUUGGUAGCCAUGACCGCUACUCCCUCGGCUAUGCCCCGUGAGCUGGCCGCUGUGCCUGCUGUCGGUGGGAUCUCGGCGAUGGAUGAGCAGCGGCCUUGUAAGACGGCGGCGGCGGCAGCGUCAGCGACAGCGGUCAAAACCGCAGCUACAUGGUCCAUGGCCCCUCUACUGGCCGCUCUGGCUGUUCCGGGAGAGCACGCCGGUGAGCAGGAUGGGGCGACAGGGGUGCCAGAAAGCGAGAAUGAGGAAGAGGAAUUGGAAGAGGGAGCGAUUCGACUCGAGCGCAAGACUUUUAUUGAGGUUACGAAAAGGUGGGUGUCAACACUCGGUUAUACACCACCAGAAUCUGCAGCUGCCUUUGCAGCUGCAAAAGCAGGGGCAGCAGCGACAGCAGCAGCAGCGCAGACAAAAGCUGCAAAAGCAGGGGCAGCAGCAGGAGCAGCAACAGCAGCAAGGGCAGCAGAAACAACAACAGCAGUAGCAGCAACAGCAGCAGCAAUGACGAAGGCGAGGUCGCCUGCGACGGCGACGUUUCUCGAGCCAGGGGCACUUCUGGCUAGCGCUCGAGCAUCAGAGGAGAUUCUAACACCCACUACGGCGGUCCUGCAGACGGUUAAACCAAGCCCGGCGGUCGGAAAAACCGUUGAUGCACCUCCGAUGGUCGAGUCGAUUGGACAGGAGGCCCAGGGCGAGCCAAACCGAUCCCUGGGGGUAGGCAACAGCGAACAUGGUGGCGUCGGCCGAAUGGCUGAACAUAACGACACAGUAUCUCCGCUCGGGUUGUCGCCCCCCGCCCCUUCAAAGAUCCACCAAACGGCGGUAGCAGUGGCCGAGUCGUUGGUGGCCAAGACCGAGGAACAAGUGCCGUUGUUGGGGCUUGCCGAGACCUCUUCCAGCCCAUCAGACCCCACGUGCGCACCGGUAACGGCGACGACGGUAGCGGAUCCAGCCUACGGAGUGACUACCAAAGGGUUCACCACCUUUUCUCAGGGCGCUGCUCUUGACGAGAAGGCCCCCACCUCUGCCUCCACCUCAUCGAGGGAUACCGCUCAGCUGCUCCUUCUGAGAGACAGAGCGGUGCUGCGGGAACGGAAGAGGGCGGAGAUGAAGGUUUCGUCGAGAUCGGCUCUGUUGACCAUGACCUCCUCUGCCAGAGCAGCAGCGGCGAGGACGAGGACCCGCGCUCGUUUCUCCCGGCAAGCCAGGGCCGCCCGCAAGGCGCUUCGCAACAACGGUGGAACGACGACGGUGGGCAAGGAGGGGGAGGAGGCCAGGGAGAAGAGCGACGACGGAAAGGUCACCAACACCCGUAACGGGGCGGUCGAGGGCUCUCAGACCCAGUCCUGGUCGUUGUCCGCGGAGAUCGUUCAACGGCCGCAGCAGCGGCAGCAGCAGAAGCAACGGGAGCGGUUGUCGACCCUUAUCGGAAUGCACCGCAUCGUGUCAGAUAUCCGGACGGUGAGGAGGGCAUGCAAGACCUACGCAUUCCGCUUGAGGGUGUGGCGAACGGCGGCUUGGCGGCAAGGCGAGGUGAGGAACCGAACCUUGCUCCCCCACGAUCAGGGAACAGGAGGGGUCAUGUGCUGUGGAAGUCGAAUGCACUGA